This is a messenger RNA of Trichophyton benhamiae CBS 112371, 2307 nucleotides long. RefSeq lists its product as uncharacterized. Gene Ontology annotation, biological process: Ras protein signal transduction; positive regulation of GTPase activity. Gene Ontology annotation, molecular function: guanyl-nucleotide exchange factor activity. The transcript has 2 exons. The record is from RefSeq and is a predicted model, not a curated record. NCBI's taxonomy places the organism in Eukaryota, Fungi, Ascomycota, Eurotiomycetes, Onygenales, Arthrodermataceae. Bases 1 to 2307 code for a protein of 768 amino acids. Gene Ontology annotation, cellular component: plasma membrane.
AUGCUCUCCCUUGCAGAUGUAGCCUCUUCUACGACAGAUCGCUUGCCUCUCUCCGCCUCUUCCUCUCCGAAUCUCGCACCGUCCGGCAGCAGCAGCAGCAGCAGCAGCAACAGCACUACUCUACUACUUCGCCAACCCGUCCCCCGCAACCGACCUCAUACACGGGCAAGCUCCGAGAACCCCAGACCAUCGACCAGCGACACCAUCAGAUCUGACCGAUCCGGCGGCGGCGGUGGUGGCCACGCCGAUACGUUCAGCAGUUCGACUUUGGCCCCUGGCGCUCACGGCGGUUCGAGAUAUGCCCGUAGUAAUUCCCAGCCCGUGCCGCCAAGAACACCACCCGGGAGUACGAUAUCAAACCGCAGCGCCUCAGAAACCAUCGUCGAGGAUUCGCCUCCGGGCAAAGCCAGGUAUCGAAACCUGAGGACCACUUGGAGGCACAGCUCCGGCUCAGACGCCUUCAGCAGCUUCCUUGAUAUGGACGAUGAGCUGGACGACUCAAGAUCCGCCGGAAGCCCUUCAAGUCAGACGCAGCCAAAGGAGAAACAGGAUGACACUGGCUGCACGCUUGACGAGCUGGUCGACAGGCUGCUCUCCUUGCCCUUGUCCAAACAGGAUGCAAAAUUCCCCGCCAUCUUCCUCUGUCUCUAUCGAAAAUUCGCUACUCCCUUUCAUGUCUUAACCGCCAUAAUCACACGCUUCGAGCACAUCAACUGCAGCCGAUCGCCGUUGCUCACCCGUCACGCAGACCAGCUCAGAUUCCUGAACGUCCUCGCACAAUGGGUCUCGGAGUACCCCGGAGAUUUUGCUGGAGCCAAAACCCGGAGGCUACUGAUCGAGUUCAUUGCCUCACUCGAGAAGAAUAUCGUCUUCGCCUUUGCUGCAAAGGAGAUGAAUUCCUACCUCGAAAAAUUUGUGGAAGACGACGACUUAUGCUGGGCUUACACCGACGAGGACUCUUUACCCGAUUCUACCGACCCGUUUGUGGAUACAACCUCAAACCGCAUGUCCCAGUCCAUGGGUAACUUCAACAUCAGCGACAUGGACCUCGACCUCUCCUCGCAAAACUCCAACCUCUCCACCACUUCCAGUGCAGACAGGGCCGGCAGCAUCUCCAGCCAAUCUUUUCGAACCCUGCUUACCGUUGAAUCCGCCCAGCAGGAAGCCCAGAAACUCGAGCUUGUGCCGCGGAAUCUUCUCACAAAAACCCAGUGGCGCAUAUUCAUGGACAUCCCCGACGAAGAAUUUGCCCGGGAAGUGACCCGGAUGGACUGGAUCAUGUACAGUUCCUUCCGGCCGCGCGAACUUAUUCGACAUGUCAGCUUGUCUGGUCCGAAUAAGGGGAAAUCGUCGGCAUACCUAGAAAAUGUGAACAGGAUGAUCAAAUCGUUUAAUCACCUAGCCUUUUUUGUCGCUAGUAUGGUACUGCUUCGAGACAAGGCAAAACACCGAGCCCAGGCGCUGGAGAAGUUUAUGAAUAUAUCAUUGGUGAGUUAUUACGGACUUCCGUUCGCCCAGGCUCACCCCCCUUUUUAUUAUUUUCCUUUAGUUGCUCCAUCCCUUUCCAUAUACAAGUUGUUCUCGGCUAAUAGGAGUUUUUCCAUAUCAAAGAAACUCCGCCAACUUAACAAUUAUAAUGCGCUAGGCGCAGUUAUUGCAGGGUUGAAUGGAACGCCGGUUUCAAGGCUCUCACAGACUCGCGAACUAGUCCCUCCAACCCUACAGAAGCAAUUUAUGAGUGUAGUUAUACUCAUGAGUACUGAAAAGAGUCAUUUUGCAUAUCGACUCGCAUGGGGAAACUCCUUCAACGAAAGAAUACCGUUCCUACCCCUCCACCUUCGCGACCUGGUGUCUGCAGAGGAGGGUAAUAAAACCUUUGUCGGCGCGAACAACGACCGAAUUAAUUGGCGGAAAUUCGAGGUGAUGGGAGACGUCAUUCUCUCCAUCCAACAGAGCCAGAAAACUUCAUUUCCCACGUAUACCAAGCAUGAUAUCACCCAAUGGUUGAUCCUCGAGGCGAAAUUUGCAGGAGAUGAAGAGGACGCAAACGGUUUGUAUGGAGACGACCUUGAACUGAUGAUUGUUAUGAUAGUAAUGUCCUUGAUACGAUCUAUUAUUUCUUGUAAUAGAGUGUCAAUAUGGCCCGCCAACACACUUGAUACAAUUUACAAUUUCCAGUGUUGGCUCAUUUAUCCGGGUUGGUUAGGAAAGGGAGGGAUGUGGGUUUUACUCGCCGGGAGGAAAUAUUCUAUUUUCAUCACCACCACCAUCAUCAUCAUUAUCAUUUUACAUUCCUCAUAUACCUAA